This is a messenger RNA of Chanos chanos (milkfish), 7620 nucleotides long. It is a transcript of the gene tcf20, whose product is annotated as transcription factor 20. Gene Ontology annotation, biological process: regulation of transcription by RNA polymerase II. The record is from RefSeq and is a predicted model, not a curated record. Gene Ontology annotation, cellular component: nucleus. The transcript is spliced from 6 exons. NCBI's taxonomy places the organism in Eukaryota, Metazoa, Chordata, Actinopteri, Gonorynchiformes, Chanidae. Bases 1 to 7506 code for a protein of 2501 amino acids.
AUGCAGAACUUUCCCAAUAGUCCAGCUUCUCUUCCCCCGGGUUUCACCCGGGGAUCUCCUUAUCCACCACACCCAUCGGAUCCUCAGAUAUCGCCACGAACAACAGAGGACUAUGUUGCCAUGCAUCAAUCGCAACCCAAUCCUCAAAGUCAUGGGCAGCACCUGCUCCUUCGGGGUCAGCAUCACGCAGGCCAGGCGGCCCACAUUCAUGGUUAUGGGUCGAGAAGGGGAACCGGCGAAAUGCAACACAGCGGUGCUCACAGUGGAGGUGGCGGCAGCUCUUACAGAAAAGAAAACAUGGAUUAUUAUUUUGCUAUGAGUGGGAGAGACAGGAACCGAAGAGGGGGCGUUGGCUACAGCGCCGGGUAUGGGUAUUCAAAUAUGGAUGGACAUUUACCUCACCAGUACAGACAUGCAUCUGGUUCAGGGUCAUCCUCUGGAAUGAUGUCACCUUACCCUUUGGACUAUGGACCCGGUUCUGGAGGAAGUAGCAGUAACAGCACCGGUGCUGGUUCCUUUUCCCCCUCCCAGCAGUAUGGUAUGAGUCAAAACCCUUCAAUGCAACAAGUGACAGGACCUCAAAUCCUCCAACGCCAACAUGGGCAGAAGUACCCAUCACAUCAAGGGCUGCAUCAAGGACAGCAGCUUCGAGGCUAUCCUGUUUCAGCACACAGAAUGCCUCCUCAGUUUAGUCACUACUCUCCCCUGAAUACGCCCGCAGGUUCUGGGAUCUACAGUCCUCCACCACAAAGAUACGAUGGGAGCAGCAUUGGUGGUAUGGAUACCAAAAUGAACAACUCACCCACUCACUCCAAUCCAAACCCCGCUACAAACGCUGCAGCCCCAAACAGCGCUGGGCAACAAGAGGGUGUGGGGCAAAGUUAUCCGUCUUCUAACCAUCCCCCGUACUCCCCUCAGUCUCAUGCCCUCAACAAACAUCCUGCCCACUCACAACGCACCCCCCAGCACAGUCUAGGGGCAGGCUAUGAUGCCUCGAUUAAAAUGCAGCAUCACACCUCGCUGCCGGGUCUCGCAUACCCAAAACAUCCUCAGUCAAAUGUCCCCUCCAGUGCAGCCAUGCCUCACCUUCCCUCUCAAGAAAUCUCUAAAUCCCCCAUGCACUCUCAGAAUCAACAAGCUCACAUAAAUCAGAACUUUAGCCCGAUAUCUAACCCCUCCCCAGCUCCGUCUGCAGUACAGUCUCCAAGCUGUAGUUCCUCCUCAUCUCCACUAAUGGGUGUUUCAGAUGGGCAGGGAAGCACUACAGCGUCCCAUGUGCAGCCACCCUCACACUCCACUCACCCAAACUCCCGUAGCAGCCAUAGCCAUGGUAGGUUACUGCAGACAGUGCCUCAAUUAAGUCCUACUCCGAAUUCCAAUAGCAGCAUCAGCAGUUGUGGCAGCAGUGUAGGUAGUAAAUCUGUCAGUUUGAAUGCAGGUUUAGGCAGUGGUCACUCUGCCUUAAAUUCAAAUCGAAUGGGAAUGGGCUCUAGAGGCGGCUCACGCGAGGACAGUUCAUCUUCCCUGUACCCAUCUUGCCCGCAGGACAAAAUGAUGCAAGACCCUGGACUGAAUAGUCUGAAUGCCCUGACGUCUCAGGUUGCUAACUUACCCAACACAGUGCAACACAUGUUGCUCACUGACACUCUGUUGUCUCAGAAGAAAGGAAAAGAUAGUGGACAUCACAGUCAAAUGCAGCACGCGGCACAUGCUGUGUCUGCUUCCCAGACAAAAGGCAAAGGGGUAAGUGCUGGUCUCGAUCCUGGUGCAGGGAGUGAGGACAGUGGGACUGUGGGUGCUGAUCUUGUGAACUCUGAAGCAGAAGAAGCUACUAGGGACCAGGGAGACCAUUCAUCUUUGUUGGAGACAAAGAGGAUGAGGCAGAUGAGUGGAACCAGCAGUGAGUCAGAAACCACCAGCUACUAUCCUUCAUCUAUGGCUCAAAACCAAAUGCAGCCCCAGGCAGGACAGAGUCGUCACGGGAUGCAUCUGCAGGUGGACACGGCUAUUGCGGAGGCAUCUGUAAAGCAGUCAUCCAGUCAGUCCUCAACCCCCUUGACCGUAGCUCAAACAAAGACACCAGAAACUCAGACUCCCUCGUCAUCAUCUCCACAUUCCAUUCCUCCUUCUGCACAGCCUAGUCCAAAUCAGCCUCCAUGUCCUCCUGCUCCCUCAGAUCCUUCAUCCUCUACUCCCUCGCCCACUCACUCAUUACGUUCAAACUGUUUGGCAGAACCCGACGCUGCUAAUUUAGAUGAUAAAAAUGGAGCGAUGAAACAGGAAAACAAAGACAUCAGAGAUGAAAGAAGCAAUGAGGAAAAAAGGGAGCAUGAAAGAAGUAUGGCCAAGAAUUCCCAAAAUUUAGACAAUGAAACGGAAGAGUUGUCAGAGCAUGGUAAACUGAAGGAGAGUAAGAAAGAUAUAAAGAAAAAUGAUGCACAACAGUGUGACAACCCCAAUAAGAAUUUAAGCACUUCGGAGGCACAAAAUGUUGGAGGAGUUGGUGUGAUUGUUUCUGCCCGCCCUGAUCUGCCAAAUCCUGAAUCAACAAAACACCCAGAAGCCACACCCACAUCUCCUCAGUAUGGCAUUUCUCAGCACCCAAGCCAGCUGAACUAUCCUGAAGAAAAGCAUGCUGUUAACGUGUUCAGAGAUUCUAGGAACCACAAUGGGGAAGGUGAUGCCUGCAUGGACUCAUAUCCUGACUUUGGGCAGAACAUGUCUUCAAAUCAUACCCACCCUGGGCCUUUCAAGUAUGGGAAUCCUGAAUUAGUAUAUAACGCUUGCAUGGGCUCAAAGAACAGAGGUCGGGUAGGUCCAGGAGGUGGACUUGGGGCAAACUCUCGUUACCCAGGCUAUCAUCAGCCUCAUCCAAACUAUGGUACUGUACCCAGAAAGGAUGCUGGUGUUGAUGGCUCCAUGAAAAGAGGAGCAGGAAUAAUAGCAAGAGGUCAGGAGAAUAAUUCCCAGCUACAGCAACCAUUUCCCAGUCUUUUGCAAGAGGUCCUUCAAGGUUACCACUUAGACAGGCGCUAUGGACGCUCUGAACAGGUGCCUGGAGGUCAUCAUCCGCCUCAAAACAUUUCACAACACCAGUACGGGCCAAGACACCCUUAUGGUAUGAUGGAAACCAUGAGGUCACAUGGAAUGGGUUCCCAGUCUAGUAUUGGUAGUGCUGGUGUCCAUCAUGCUCAGAUGGCCUCUGGGAAAUCCCAAAUUCUUAGUCAAAGCCAUGGAGCAGGAGCUGACAUAGGACCAGGCCUCACUCAUGCUUCUUGGGAUUCGGAAGCACAAAAGGUAAAAAGCAGCUCCUCAGAGAAGAGCAAAAUUGGCAUGUCUCCUAGCCAUUCCUCUCAAGGCCAGCAGUCCUCGGAUUCAACAGGAACUCCCCCAAAGCACAUUAACCUGGCUGACUAUUCAUUACCUCAUAGAAAACCUUCAAACUUAUCCACCCCGUCUUCAGCCGUACAGCAACUGCUGUUACAGGAAACUGAACCUUUAGUUGGUAGUGCUGGACCUAUCGGUCAAAAUCAGUCUCAGACGUCGUUAGUUGCCCUGUCGUCCUCAACUUCUGGACGGCGUUCAGUAAUUUGUGAUGUGUCUCCUUCCCGUCGGACCACACCUGAAAGAGAAAGGGGACAGACAGGCCCCUCAGGGGCCUCAGUCAUCCAGCAGCCUCACACUUCUGCAACAAACGAACAAGUCUGCAUUAAAGAAGAAGUAAAAGACAAAAGAGAGCAAGAGCUGGAGGGCAUGUCAAAUGAGCCUGCAGGUCGAAGUGCUGACAGUCAUAGUGGCGUGUUAACUAAGGACACAGAUAUUCAAGAGCAUAACAAGCCUCUGCAGCCCUCAGCAGACACUAAUUCUGACUUGCACAGCACCAAAGGUGCAAAAGGGAGCUCUGAUAUACCCAGCCCUUACCAUUCUCAACAAUUACCCCCUGAUUCUGUUUCUAAUCCUCUGUCAUCACCUUCAAGACGUCAGUCUUACCCCCAAGGUGUGGAUGGUUCUGCCGCUGCCUAUGCUGCUUAUGGAUUUAGUGAAUCCAGAGAUGAGAACCCCAAGCUGAACACUCAUUACCCUCCUCAUCAUCCAUACCAUGCAUUGUCAUCCCAGAGUACACACCUUCCCUCUGCAAACAAGUUGCAAACAUAUCCUCACUCCAUCUCUCAUCAACACCCACAUAACUUAGACGACAGGCUUGAAUGGACAGCUCAUAGUAACCGGCAUAAAGAAAUAUCAGUCCACUCUACCGCCGCUUCUGAUCGGCACUUACUUCAGAGCCAGUCUGAACAAAAAAUACAGUCUACCACGGAUGUUUUACCCAACCCACAGCAUUUGCAUAGACAACUCUCCUAUCCUGGCUCUUAUUAUGACAUGAAGGUGUGGGAGGGCUACUCUGAUAGGGAAGGUGCUGGAAUGUCAGAUGGAGAUUCCUUUCGUAGAAGCCAACAGCUCCCCACAGCUGUCCCGCCUGAAUCUGUUGCCCCUCAACCUUCAUCAGUUGGUCCUAAAAACCUUGAUGUGGAAGAAUCAGUCAAGCCACUCCACCCCCCGCCUACUACAUCCAAUUCCGUUAGCUCUGCUGGUCAUAACACCAAUAACAUGAACCCAGUGACUCAGCCAGCACAUCGUCAGGGCAAAACUGGGGCUUCUGGGGAAACCAAUCCAUUAAUGAUGAGGAGAAGGGUUCGAUCUUUUAUAUCCCCAAUACCGGCCAAGAGGCAGCAUCAAGAUUUUGCUAAUCAAAGAAGUGGACAGUCGUAUCAUUCAAAUUCUCCCCAUCCUGAAUCUAGGAACCCAGUUGAUGGUGAUCCAAGCAACAAUGACCCUGGCCGUUCCAGAUUAACCUCUCCAAACUCUCCAUACACACCCUCUGCCAACUCUUUUGCUCAGUCGUCUUCACCCCCACAAAGCAAAACCAAGAUUUUGCCUCCAAGAAAAGGACGAGGUCUAAAGCUGGAGGCAAUAGUGCAGAAAAUAACUCCCAACAUGAAGAAGGUGUCGAACUACAACAGCAGCAGUUUGGAUUCCGAUCCAAAUUAUUUCUCAGAAGUGUCACAGUAUGGUUCUGACAUCCAAGAUUCAGAAAUUGGGGCACCUUACUCCAGAGUUCAUCAUGGAGAAAGCCUAUCUUACCUUGACGAGGCUCAUUCUUUAGAAGAUCUGAUGCCCUACAGAGCAGCUGAGGAGACUUUUGCAUGUGACUCACAAGUUCUCAAGCAGAGUACGCCAGGUUCUACCAGUGGUUCUUUAAGGAGCUUGCAGACAGAUUUUGACUUUGGUUUAGGUGCCACUGGAUCUUCAGGAUCUGGUGUGGGUGAUGGUGACAAGGAUGACCUGAGGAUACCAUCUGAUUUCACCCUAUUAGGACCUUUACCUCCACCACCACCAUUACCUCGUCCUGUACAGGGUUCGCCUCCUCCAUCAUCAUCUGCCUUAUCUGAUAUUCAGCAGUUUACAAAUACUUACCAGCAGCUGGAGACUAGACGAGGGGAGCAGUCUGCUGCUAAUCUUCUGAGACAGAAGCUUCAAGAAACAGGCAUGGGUUUUGAUGACUAUGCUGGGGGAGAUUACUAUGGAGCCACCCCACCCCAUCACAGUCCAGGACACCACCUCCUGUCCAGAACACCCCAGCACCAAAUGGUGUCUGCUAGAAUGACAGGUGCUGACUCAAAACAACAAGAGAGCAUUGUUCCCAAAGGCUAUUUUCCAUCAGGCAAGAAGAAGGGCCGUCCCGUGGGAAGUGUCAAUAAACAGAAACGCACCCAAGUCCAGAUGCAAAAUGUGAUGCCCAGUGCACCUGCUCCCCCUCAGAGUGCCCCGGUCGCUCCUGCAGCUCCCCAGAUUGUCACAACUGCCAGCGUCACAAGUGAGGCUGUGACCGCUGCUGCUGCCGCUGCUGCUGCUGCUGCUGCUGUUGCUGCUGCUGCUGUCUCGGCAUCAACUGAUCAGAAGCCCUGUCCCUCUCUGGUUCCUCCUGCUCAGCCCCAGAGCACAAAAGUGGAUGUGGAGAGUGAGGAUACUCAAGCAGAGAUGGAUGUCAAACCAAUUAGACACAAACAGAAAAAGAGUAAAGAUGGUAAUGAAGGAGUUGGGUUAAGAGGCAGGCAAAGGAGAAGAAGAAGGGGAGUGUCAGGACUGGAGUCCCAGUCUGGCAGUGGGGGGAGCGUUGGUGGAACUUUUCCAGAAACCAGAUCUAACGUUUUUGCUCCUUACAUACAUGUAGAGAGAAAGGUUGCUGAGAUAGGGGCCGUGUGUACGAUAGUUAAUGCUGAAGAAGAGAAACUCAAGUGCGAGCGAAGUGGAGGGGUGGGAGGAAAAGGUUCUGGAACGGAUUCUCUCACUUCCAUUAGUUUGUCUUCUCAACUGCUCAGGAAAGAGAAAGAAACUGAGAAGGUAAAAGAAAAGAGGACAGCUGGGCAGGUUGAUUCUUCCCUACAGACAGGGAAGGCUCUCCCUACCUCUGGUUACGUACUCCCCGGACCUGUUAUCUCUGAGACCAGUCACACUGGCCGCCUCUUAUGCUGUCUUUGUCAGAAAUGGGCUAAUUAUAAGAACCUAGGAGAUCUCUAUGGUCCUUUCUAUCCUUCUGAUUAUGCCACCAAGUUUCCCAAAAGUCAACCCCAAAUUCGCCAGACCCAGACAAACCCGGGGGUUAGUAUCACCAAUAUUUCCUCUAACUCAACCGAGUCAUCUACCCAGGAUUCACAGUCACUAGACCCUCCAAACAUCAAAUCCUCAACAGAUAGCGAUUGCACAGUGAGUCAAACCACAAAUCCAACUUCCCCUGCUACUACAGUUGGAACUGCAUCUCCAACAGCUGGUGAAGAGAUGCCAUUCUUGCUAGCUAAGUCUGGCAACACCGCAACCACCACACCUGUGCAAAACUGGGAUAGGACAUCAGAACUGACCGGUGAUAAAGUGAAACAACAAACUAGUGAAGUUGAGAUCGGUCCGAAACAACAGGAACAGCAGCAAUCAGAGGACGUGGCGCAAAGACCGCAACACAGAAAACUGACGUCCCACCCCAGGUUCAAGAGACGACACAAAUCCAGUGAAGAUCUACCCAGAACCAUCCCGAUCAAUAGCAAAGCCUCACUGCCAUUCCAGCCUCCCCCUCCUAGUCUGGACUCACUUGGGCCUCUUGCCCAGUUGGCCCAGCUUCCUCAGGUGCCACUAGAUCCUGAGGAGCUUUGGGUACAUGAGGGGUGCAUAGUCUGGGCCAGCGGAGUGUACCUGGUAAAUGGAAGACUCUACGGCCUACAGGAAGCACUAGAUGGCGCCAGAGACACAAGCUGCUCCCAUUGUGAGAUGGUGGGUUCAACUCUUGGCUGCUACAGCAAAGGCUGCACGCUAAGAUAUCACUACCUGUGUGCUAUGGAGGCAGAUUGUUCCUUGAACGAAGACAACUUUUCACUGCGGUGUCCUAAGCACAAGUUUCCCCAGAGUGUGAGGCCAGUCAAAGCUGGAACAGCAUACCUCGAGCAGUCUGAAAGAGGAUGAAUACAGUAAAAAAUGAAGUCACAUAAGGAAUGUUUGGAUGUAGCAUGGAUAUUGAACAAGGACGGCGGAUUCUACAGAGGAAUGAAAGUGCAUCGCAUUUAAAGCUGGAAAUAC